UUCGAGUAGCCAUUAAAAAAUAUUCACCAGUUGACUCAACAACUAACCCGUCACUAAUACUUUUGGCGUCAAAGCUUCCUACAUAUGCACAUCUAAUUGACGAGGCUGUCAAAUUUGGUUUGCAUCAAAAGUGAGUUGUGUCGUAUAUUUCGUUUCAACUCUUCAGGACACUUGAAGAGCAGAUCCAGGCAGCGUUUGAUCGUGUAUUUGUACUGUUUGGUUGUGAAAUUCUCAAGGUUGUUCCCGGUCGUGUCUCAACAGAGGUGGAUGCUCGGUACUGAGUGCUGUAAAGUGCAUAACCCUGUAAAUCUUUUUUAAAAGGUACUCGUUUGAUGUACAAAAGCAAGUUGACACUGCCCGUCACUUGAUCAGCAUGUACGAGACUAUGGGAGUCUCGAAGGAUCGCGUCCUAAUUAAGCUGAGUUCUACAUGGGAGGGUAUCCAAGCGGGAAAGAUUUUAGAGUCCAAAUAUGGCAUUCAUUGCAAUCUGACGUUGAUGUUCUCACUGUGUCAGGCGAUCGCUUGUGCUGAAGCUGGAGUGACGCUCAUUUCCCCAUUCGUUGGUCGGGUACUUGAUUGGCAUGUGGCAAAGCAUGGGAAAGUGUCUUACGGAAGGAUGGAUGACCCUGGUGUUCAGCUAGUCACAUCGAUUUACAAGUAUUACAAAUCCCACGGGUACAAAACCGAGAUUAUGGGUGCAUCUUUCCGGAACGUGGAACAGAUCCUCGGACUAGUUGGCUGUGAUCUCUUGACAAUCGCUCCGAACCUGUUGGAGGAAUUAUCCAAAAUGACGGAGAAUCCCAAGAGAUGUCUCAGCGUAGAUGAAGUACUUGCUUCCACUGGAACUGGAUGCACAUUGCCUCGUCCAGCGCCGAUCAGCGAGGCCGAAUUCCGUUGGCAACUAAAUCAGGACGAAAUGGCCUCGGACAAACUGUCGGACGGAGUGAGGCGUUUUGCAAAAGACGCUGAAACCUUACGCGAACUGCUCAAAGCGAAAAUUCUUGGAAACUAGAUUAGAGUCGCAUUGCUCGUCUUCGCCUUAAGCAAUUCCUGGUCGCUUUUUUAUACCUCUCUGUUUUUUUUUUGUAUCUGCUUAGUGAAUUGGCAAAGGAUUCAACUUCCUCCUUUUCUGCUAUAAUCUCAGUCGUCUUCAUUGCGUAACAUUCCACCAUCUGGAUUUUUUGAGAUUCCCUCUAUCUAGACAGUUUUUUUGCCAAGUUUCGUCUGAC
Messenger RNA from Opisthorchis viverrini, 1229 nucleotides. RefSeq lists its product as hypothetical. Gene Ontology annotation, biological process: pentose-phosphate shunt, non-oxidative branch; carbohydrate metabolic process. Gene Ontology annotation, cellular component: intracellular anatomical structure. Lineage: Eukaryota; Metazoa; Platyhelminthes; Trematoda; Opisthorchiida; Opisthorchiidae. Gene Ontology annotation, molecular function: transaldolase activity. The record is from RefSeq and is a predicted model, not a curated record. Bases 374 to 1012 code for a protein of 212 amino acids. The transcript has 4 exons.